Cyclocybe aegerita is the source of this 759-nucleotide messenger RNA. Lineage: Eukaryota; Fungi; Basidiomycota; Agaricomycetes; Agaricales; Hemipholiotaceae. The record is from the annotation of a GenBank genome assembly.
AUGCCACCGCAAUCAACGAAGGGAAUGAAACGGCGACUGUCGCCUUCCCCUUUGCUCGACCCAUCCAUCAGCGAUGCCCCCCCUAAAAAGGAGGGUGGGGCUUGGCUCGGGGUUGAGCCACCCUCUGGCCACCAGGACGUCCCGCCGCCUGACAUCCCACCCCCGCAGCUGGCUUUGAUCGAAACCUUUGUCCGGGAGGGAAAUCAUGAUGAGGCGUUCUCCGAAGAAUGUUCACCUGGAGAGUUUGAAGCAAUCAAGGAUGCGGCUGAAGACGGCCGCAUCGGCCCAGACAGUGAAAGGAUCAGAUUAGAAUAUUUGGGCGGGAAGCUCAUGUUGGAUGACCUCAAGGGCAAGAUGCUCAUCUUGCGCGGUGAAGAAUUAGUGGCAGCAACGCCGUUCGAUAAAACGUCCAGGUACCUCGCAGUGGACACAGCAAUGGACGAAGAGACAGGGAAAACACCUCUACCCCCUGGGCAAGACACCCAUACAGAUACCAUCAACUUUGCGAAACAUUGGUUCAUCAGAGACGCCCUAGAGCAAGACUCCAUGGAAGAAACAUUUUUUAGCAUCAUCCCCAAAGAGAUUAUCGCGAUCAUUCAGAAGAAUAUCGAGUUGGAUAAUGCCAAAGAAAGGCCAAACGACACUCUGGGGGCCGAUCAGAAGAGGGUGAAAGUGGUCAGGAAGCGGACGCUCGAUGCCUUCAAGGCGUCGGUCGAGCUCCAAGGGUUGCCCGUGCUGAAGAAGCGCAAAUUAAGGUAA